AUAAAUCAUCUCUCUGAAUUACUUCAAACUAGUAAAAGUUAUAUUUAAGUAAAUCCAAUAUAGUUAAAUUGAGUGAAAAGAAGGCAGUAAAAAAUUAUAAUUUUAGUCAUUAAAAGAAGAAAAAUUUUCUUCAAUGUUUAAAAAUAUUUUUCAAAAUAUUAAAGUCUUAGCACAAAUCAAUUCCAUGAGCUCACGAUCAACAUCUACAGCGACCAAUUAUGGAGAUUAUGUUAAAUUUCUGGAAUUAGUUGGAAAUUGCAAAGUAAGUUUUGAAUUUCAUCAGAAAAAAAUGCUCAAUUGACCUCGAAAAAGGAAAAAAAAGUAGGAACAAGAAAAAGAAAAUCUUUUUUUUUCAUGGUCAUAGCUAUAAAGUAUUGUCAUUUUUCACUGCAUUAAAUACACACAAAAACCAGAUGAUGAUGAUAUUUGUGUAUACAAAAAAGUGUUUCUCUCAAUCUUCGUCACAUGAUAGAUACUUCCAAUGUUGCCUUCAUUGUAGUCACAAAAAAGCUUUCAAAUUAAGCGUACAGGAUGGGUACUGCGCAAUGUUGAUGAUCCAGAAACAAUAUCAGGACAUAUGUAUCGGAUGAGUGUCAUGUCAUUUAUUAUUCCUAAGGAGAGUGAAAUUGAUCGUAUAAAAUGUAUGAAGCUAGCAUUAAUCCACGACUUGGCUGAGAGUAUAGUUGGAGACAUCACACCUUAUUGUGGCAUUAGUAAGCAGGAAAAGAGGCUAAGGGAGCAUAAUGCAAUACUUGAGAUAUGUAGUUUGCUUGAUAAAAACAGUUCUGAGGAAGUUUUGACUUUAUUUGAAGAGUACGAGAAUCAAGAAACAGAUGAAGCACAACUUGUGAAAGAUUUUGAUCUUUACGAUAUGAUAUUACAAGCAUACGAGUAUGAGAAACGCGAUCAAGCACCAAACAAGUAUGAGGAGUUCUUCAUCAACACUAAAGGAAGAUUCAAGACAGAUUUCGUUCGGAAGUUGGUCGAUGAAUUGCAGAAACAACGUGAGGAAUUUCAUGAAAAUUUCACAUCAAAUUUAAAGAAGGAGAACCAAAGUGCAAGUUGAUCGAAAGAGCAAUCUUAAAACCCAUAUAUACAUAUACUUAAAUCUAAAUUUAGCUAGCCCAAGUCUCACUCAAAAAAGUGCUAUUGAGAAAGAAGAAAAUUCAAUUUUUCUUUAUUUUAAGAGAAAAAGAUCUCCAUUCACUAACAAAAAAAUCUAUAUUUUUUAUUUUCUGUCUUUUGUUAUUUAUUUUCCUUUCAUUUACGGGUAUCAUAUCCGAUAAUUUGUAAUGUGCAAGUGAUUGACAUUUGAUUUUUUUUUUUGAUGAUGAUUGAAAUUUGAUAGAGGAGUAAUAAAAGCGAUGUGAAAGAAGCAUAGAAGGCUAAUAA
Molecule: messenger RNA, 1392 nt
Organism: Chironomus riparius
Lineage: Eukaryota; Metazoa; Arthropoda; Insecta; Diptera; Chironomidae
Source: the annotation of a GenBank genome assembly